Molecule: messenger RNA, 5803 nt
Organism: Toxoplasma gondii ME49
Lineage: Eukaryota; Apicomplexa; Conoidasida; Eucoccidiorida; Sarcocystidae
Product: folate-binding protein YgfZ protein
Exons: 4
Coding region: 940-5226 (1428 amino acids)
Cellular component (GO): mitochondrial matrix
Molecular function (GO): protein binding
Source: RefSeq, a predicted model, not a curated record
AAAGGAGGAGAGCAGGAAGGUGGAGAGCAGGAAGUAGACGAGAGAGUCGGAGAGAACGGAGAGGGUGACCGAGGGGCAGGGAAAGGAGAGUACGGAGGCAAGGAAGACGAAACUCGAGAGGAACAGACUCGGCGUUUGGACCAUCUGUCGCAGACAGACAGAGAAGAGGAAAGCCUAGGCGCCAUCGUGUGUGCCGGAAAAUCUGCGGAAAAGAUGCUCCCUUCCCAAAGUGGAGUCUGUCACUCCCCUGCUCUCGUCGCAUCACUGCGUGAAACCGAUGGAGGACGUGCGGUCUUCACCUCGGGCGAAAUCCACCUCUCUCUUUCUUCUUUCUUCCUAAUUUUUCUCGUUCUCUUUCUCUUCUUCAUUUCGUUCUCUUUCUCUCCUUCUUCUCGUUUUCUUCUCUCUCCUUCUUCUCGUUUUCUUCUCUCUUCUUCUUCUCGUUUUCUUCUCUCUUCUUCUUCUCGUUUUCUUCUCUCUUCUUCUUCUCGUUUUCUUCUCUCUUCUUCUCGCCUCUCCUCUCUUCUCUUCUUCUCGCUUCUUCUCUCUUCUUCUCGCUUCUUCUCUCUUCUUCUUGCUUCGUCACUUUCCUUCUCCGCCGAACGCUGUUUGCAUGUGCUGGAGCGCGUUCACGAGUAGCACUGGUGCCCAAACACAGACUGCAUGCGACUGUACUUCAUGAACUUGGCAUGACAGCCGAGAACAACGACACAAGAGAACGUGGAGGCGGGGAACAGAGACCUCGAAGGCGUAAACCCAGAGUCCGCCGCGGCAUGCUACGCACAACGGCGCGCAGCGAAAAAGUACAUUUUGUGACGGGCGGGAGAGGAGAGGCGCGCGCGAGAAAAGGUCGGUUUUUUUAAAAGCAAGGAACUCGACACUGUGUUUUUCCUAGGUACUUUUGCUGGACUCCUCAUUCCCAAAUCUACCUCUGCAUGCAUGCGUGUUGAGCAUGUGAAAAAACCUUGGUCUGUUGGCGCGGUCUCUGAAGAGAAAGCCGGCACAGUCUUCUUGCAGACUUGCUUUGAAAGAGCAUCGGCAGGUUUCCUCCGGCCUCUUUUCGUUCUUCUCUUUCGCCGCUCUUUCUGGAGAUCGACGCGCUGUGGCAAAGCGGAUAGAGCAGCCGAGACUUCUUUCACAAGACAUGUGAACAGAACGCGGUUUUCCUCUUGCCAGACAUCCACUCUUCUUUGCGAUUUGAGUUCCGAGAAGUCCAGUUUCCUCCAAAAUCCCCGCUGGGACCUUCUCGCUUCUUCUUCGGUUCCAGCGAGCGCUGUUGGGCUGUUUCUGCAUGCGUUUUCGAGCGACUUCUCCGCGACGCACACAGACACACGAGAGUGCUGCGACUGGUGUGUCUUCGCAGUUUUUUCUUCACUUCGCGCCUUCGUUUCUCCGUUCGCCUCUGUCCGCCCUGUCCGUUGUGUGCAAUGCCGCAGAUGGUGCCGAGAAACUGCCCGACGUGGAGCUCUGCCGCAAGAACUUGACGCCGCAGCGGUGGAUCGGCGACCAAAAAGCGCGUACGCGAAGCCGGGCGUCGCUCUCAGGUGUCCCGACAGCUGCCAGGCGCCAUCCGCAUUUGCAAGGAAAGUGCGAAAAAGUCGAACUGGUGGAUCUGGAAAGCAGAGAGGAAGACGAGAGGAGAGGGAAAGAACAGGAGAGACAGAGAAGCCAAGUGAACGACGCAAGAAGACUCCCGUGGAAACUCGGAGGUCUCUCGCGCUUUUCUUUCCUUCUCCUCUCUGUCGUUCGCGUCUCGCAUCUUCUUUCCUGCCAGAGGUGGACAGCCAUCUCCUCCUCUCUUCCUGUGUGCGUCUUUCUCCCUUGCCCAUUGCCGCUCCUGCCUCCUCGCUGUACGCGCAGAUGGCGUCUCCCGUGUCUCUGCUUCUGCGGGGCGGCGGAAUGUCCUCCACUGCUCGCAACUCUGCUGGAGACUUUUGCUGGACGAGGUGCCCUCUGCCGCGACUCUGUCGGCUCUUCUCCUCUGUCGCGGCUCGCGGGAAGCAGCCUUUCUUUCGUCUCGUCGCCGUCCCCAAGCGCCGCUUCCUCCGCGUGGAAGGCCCAGACGCCGCCUCUUUUCUGCAGGGACUCGUGACACAAGACCUUCGCUACCUUGAGUCGCCCCACCCUUCUUCCCCUUCCGAGUUCGCUCGUCUCUUCUCGAAACGGCCUGUCUUCUCCUCGUCGUCUUCGUCUCCCUCUUCCUCGUCUUCCUCUUCUUCCUCGUCCUCUUCUUCUUCCUCGUCCUCCUCUUCUUUCUCUCCCUCUUCUUCUUCCUCGUCCUCCUCUUCUUUCUCUCCCUCUUCUUCUUCCUCGUCCUCCUCUUCUUUCUCUCCCUCUUCUUCUUCCUCGUCCUCCUGUUCUUCUGUUUCUCCGCUGUUGUGUUCCCCAAGUUUUACGGGAGCUCGCGCAGCGCCUUUUGCUCUGCUGAACACACACGGCCGCGUUCUUUUGGAUGGACAUGUCGUUCGCUUGCCGCGGAAGGGGAGGGAGUUCGUGGAGACUGGAAAAGAGGAGCCGAACGCAGAUGACGGCUCCGCAUUUCUCCUCGAUGUCGACGAAGGCGUCGAAAGUCGCCUCGCUUCCUUCCUUCAGCGUCGCCGCCUGUCUUCGCGCGUGGAAGUGAAAGGAGUGACUCUGAAAGCGUUGCAGCUUCUGCCGCCUUCAUGUCUCUCUUUCUCGCCUCUGUCGCCGUUCUCUGUCUCCUCGCUUCUGACAGGAGCGAAGAGAGCAGCUUCGGCGCACGAGAGAGACCUGCUCGCAGCAGAGGCCUUCGACGACGGCGUCAGCUUCACUGGCGCGUGGCGCGACUACUACCCUCCGGGGUACGAGGGUCCUUGCUUCUCUCCAACUGCUCGACUGCCGGCUGGGCGCGAGGUCGAGCACGAGGAUAGAGCGCAUUCGCUUCUUCUCGGGAUGCAUGCGAGCGAGCUCGCGCAACGCCUGACCUCGAACCAGUCUUACGACCUCUGGAACGUCUCUGGGGGCUGCCGCGAUGGCUGGCUGCUCGCGACUUCGAGGACGCACGCCGAACUGGGGGCAACAACAGACCGCGAGGAGGAGCGCGGCGACUUCCAGAGAAGCCGAGAGAGAUUCGAAGGCGACCCAGAGAGACAGAGGCGACCCGCUCGUGAAAGGAUAGGACAUGUUAAACGUGGAGAGGGAACAGAGUUUCUCGCCGGUCUUGAGGAAGACAGCGGGGCAGACUCGCGAGGUAGGGAGCGACGAACAGCAGGCGGCCUCGUGACCGUCGAUGGCAGGUCUGCCCGCAUGGGGUUUCGGCUGUAUGUACACCAGGAUCACGGGGACGCGGAGCUGUUCGCAGACGGCCCAGACGGCGGAAAGGCGGAUGCGAAGACCUCAGCAGAGCCAACAGUGUUUUUCCUGGACCGGCGUGGCCCGGCGGCAGCCGAGGACUCAGGGGAAACAGAUAGGAGCUCUGCAGACUCCUCAGUCGGCUCUCAUUUGUUCUGCCAACGCGCAUCGGCGCCUUCUUCUCUCCUUGCGUCGCCCGCUCUCUCUCCGCCGCAACUGUACGACCUGCGCCGGCGCGCUCUCGGCAUCCCCGAAGGUCCCGCGGAAGUGGGGAUCCAGAGGCACCUCCUCCCGCACUUGAACCUGGACUGGCAGGUGUACAUACACCCGAGGGUCAACAAGGGGUGUUUCCUCGGCCAGGAAGUGGUUACGCGCGCACUGCUGCAGCUCUCGAAUCGCCGGCGCGUGGCGAGUUUCGUUGUCCUCGGUCGCGCAGAGGAGGCGUUCUUCAUCCCCUCUCUCGGAGGCGAGAGGUCUUCUUCUGUGGACUCACCUUCUUUUGAAGCCACUCCAAUUCCUCCAAUUCGAGACCGCGGUGACCUGGUGGUAUCUCGACCGGUCCCGGAGUCGCCGAACUUUUCUCAGUUGCCUGUGCCGGCGAGUCGCCGACUUCCGACUGCUGCUGAACUCGAGACAGAUGCAUUGGAUUCUCCGUCUCUGGGCGCUUCUCAACCCCACUCUUUACCUCCCCGCCACCGCCUGCCAAGCAAAUGCCAACAUGACACACCCUCAUUCACGCAUCUCUUCCCUCCCUGGUGUGAGCACUUCCGACCUUCUCGCCACUUUCCUCUUCCGCACUGCUCUUCUGCUUCGCCUUCUUCGGCUGCUUCGCCUUCUUCGUCUUCUUCGCCUUCUUCGUCUUCUUCGCCUUCUUCGUCUUCUUCCGUCUCCAGUGGGAACGCGGACAAGGGCCAUCUUUCUCUGCGCGCGCCUGCGUCGUCUGAGGCCGCUGGCGACGCACCCGAGCUCGCCACGGCAGCGAGCCGUGGAGGACGCAAGGGGAGAGAGGAAAGCGAAGUCUUUCGUGGUGUUCUUUCAGGACCUUUGCCGCCUGGAGAACUCGAGUACUGGACGCGUUUGCUGUGUCGAGCUGAAGAGGCUGCCGUCAGGCGCCUAGAGCUUGCAACCGAGAGUCCAGAAGACUUCGGAGACGCUCCAGGAGUCCCCGUGCAUGCAGCAGAGGGCCGGGGCGAAAACACACCCGAUCCUCCCGAGAAGACGAAGGAAAAGGAGAGGGAGAAUGAGAAGACGGAGGCGAGUGAGAAGAAGGAGAAGGACGGAGAAGCAGAGACUGGCGAAACCGCGGAGAAGCCGAGAAAAAUCUACAUUUACAUCCCAGAGUGGGGAGGAGCGACCCCGCGUGUGUCUGAGAGUGAGGAGCAGAGAGGAAAGUCAAACCGACAGAAAACGCAAGCGUCAGGGUGGAAGGAAAUCGGCGAAGUCGUGGUGGAACCGGAGAGAGGCGAACGAGGUACACCUCUCGGUGUGGGGCUCUGCAUGCUGCGAGCGAAGGCAGGCGAGCCUCCUUUGAAAAGCUACGAGGAGUACCUCUCCUGUCUGGGUCGAUUGAUGGGGUCGCCCUGUCCGGCUGUGCUCUCGCGGAAGCCGCCGUCUGCGUUGCCGCCGCCGCCGCUGCUGUGCAAGUUCCCCGCCGCGGGCCAUGCGCAUGCAACUUCGCAUGAAUGCGACGCAGAUCCUCAACGAGCUGGACGAAAGGUUUCUGCAGAGAAGGCAGAGGAGCUCUCUUUUUCGACGGAGGCUGACAGAGCCUUCUUCGCGCACAGCUUCCAGAGACACGUAGAAGAAGCAGAGAAAGUUGGAGAUGUCGAAUGGUGUGUACUCGGACCUGCGUUGUACGCUGUCGACGGGUGGUUCAGUCAACGGCAAACCUCGCCUAAAGUCGUCAGUUCAUGACAAAGUGCGUUUGACGGCAACGCGUCUCAACGCAUUCUCAACAGAUUCGCAAAUGCACUUGUGCUGGAUCGGUCCUCACUGCAAGUCAUUCGCAACCACGCGCUUGCAAUUGGACUCUCCUGGAGAUACUCCACGCGUAUCCCGACAUACGUAUAUAAGUGCAUGUGUGAAGGUGUAUUCGAAUCCGAAAGCAGGUUUCCGUUUAUCUGUAUGUAAACAUGUGUAUACAUAUGUACAUGUAUGUAUAUGUAUGUAUAUGUAUAUGCAUAUGUGUGUGAGAAUGUAUAUCUAUAUGCAUGCGUAUAUAUAUAUAUAUAUAUAUAUAGAUAGAUAGAUAUAAAUAUAAAUGUGUGUGCGUGUGAGUAUAUAUAGCUGUAUACAUUCGCAUGGGGGUGGAAGGGUAAAGAACGACAAUGAGGCGAGGGAGAGGGUUGGAAGGAGACAUGGCGCUACUGGUUUGCAUAUGUGGUCAACUUUUUAGAGAUUUUUCUGAGGUGCAGAAUUGCAUCUUCGGGACGCUUCCCACACUGGGUGAGGCUCGUAUGCAGGACACAAUUCAAAACUGUUUUGGUCUCGG